GCUUUCGAUCUUGAGAGCCCUACUAUUCUUUGAGUUGGAAACGUUUCUUGGUAAAUCUCAUGAAAGACUCUUCUUGGCGGCCAGGAGGAUCCACCGAGUAUCCGAAAAAACAAGAAAGAAGGAAAUUUCGACAGUUGGAGUACUACUAAUUUCCGGAGUCACAGGCCAGAUGCUGCAUGCCAUCCAGUCAAUGAAGACUUUUUUAUUGGAAUUGGUUCCAUGUCAGACUGAAUAAAGAAAAGUUUGUGGAAACUUUAUCAUCAACUUGUCUCAACAGACUCAGUGCUUUAUCAUCCAACUGCUGUUGCGAAAAGGAUACGUCAGCUGGGAAGACACAUAAAUAGAGAAGUACCUUUAAAUUUCCACUUUUAAAACAUAUAACGAAGAUAAAGGCCUCGUUCGAAAUAUAAAAAAAUAUUUUCAAUUAAAUUUACUUAAAAUUGGACCAUGUCUUCACAUUCGGCAACAAAAAUAGACCAAAAGGAAUACUUGAAGCGGUAUUUAUCCGGCGAUAAAGUCAAAAAGAAAAAAAAGAAGGAUAAACAUAAGAAAAGCAAGGAAUCUGGCGCCGCAACAGUGAAAAUUAUCGAUGAUGACUUCGUCGAAACUGAUGGCAUCAAAAUCGAUGAGGAACUGCUGUUGACUGGUGAGGAUGCUCCCCAAAUUGUUGGAGAAUACACGGAAGAGAUACAGAGUGCUGUAAAGAAUGUACCCAAAUGGAAAAGUAUUGUUAUUAAAGAUGAACCCGAGGAUAAUGAUAGUGGUGGCGCAACUCGAGAGGAGGAUUUGUGGGGCAAAAAGGCAUCGGAAAUUAAAAUAAAGCAAGAAAUUGAAAUCAAGAAAGAAAAAAGGACUCCCGAUAACUCGCCGAUACGCAAAAAAGAAAAGAAGAAAAAUUCAAAACGAAGUCCCAGUGAUUCACCUCCUCCAGCGCGUAAGAAAUAUACUAGUCCCUCACCCGCACGGAGGAGAAAAGAUUCUGAUGAAUCUCCACCCAGACGUAAAAGAAGUCCUUCACCUGCGAGGAAAUCACGCUUUAACCAAUCUCCUCCAAAUGGCAGACGUUCCAGAUCCAGAGAUCAAAGCCCACCCAGAAAUAGUAGGUCUUCAAAGAGAAAUCAAUCACCGCCAAUGAGGAGAUAUGAAAAACAAUCACCUCCCCGAAGAAGAAGAAAUUCAGAUCAGUCACCAGCUAGAAGAAAUAACAGAUCACCAUCGCCACGUAACAGGGAAGAUUCUGACCAAUCACCUCCUAGAAAACGUGGGAAUUCUCCAGCACGUCAACGAAGGGAUUCAGAUCAAUCUCCGCAACGUAGACACAAAAAUUCUGACCAAUCGCCUCCAAGAAGAAGUAAAAGAACCCCUGAUCAAUCUCCUCCUAGGCGUAGAAAAGAUUUAGACCACUCACCAGCAAGAAGGCGACGGAAUUCCGAUCAAUCACCCCCAAGGAAGAGUAGACAAACACCAGAUCAAUCUCCUCCCAGACGUAGAAGAGACUCUGAUCAAUCACCGCCAAGAAAAGGUAAACGACAAACCCCAGACCAGUCGCCCAGACGAAGAAGAGAUUCUGAUCAAUCUACUCCCAGAAAAGGUAGACGAAAUUCUGAUCAAUCACCCCCUAGGAGAGGUCGAAAAGAUUCUGAUCAAUCACCUGCCAGAAAAGGUCGCACAAGAAGUGACUCCGAUCAGUCGCCGCCAAGGCGAAGAAGGGAUUUGUCACCACCACAAAAAGCUUUCUACAAAAACAAUAGGUCAUCACCUGACCGGCGACGUAAAGACCGGGACACAACACCACCACGACACAUUAAAAGAGAAAAACUCUCCGUCGAACCAUCCUCACCACCGCCACAGAGAAAAUCUCGUUGGGAGAAACAAGAUAGUGAUUCACCACCGCCCACACAUAAACCAAAAGUCACAAAAACUUUAGACGGCAAAAAAGCGGGUCUACAAAAUGCUCAAGCCCUAAAGGAAGAAACCCUUAAACGGCGCCAACAAGAGGAUUUACUCUUCGACAAAAUGUCUUCAGAUGUCUCGGGUCGGGAUGCUGAAAUACGUGUACGCAAAACGGGGCGAGAAGGUCGACGAGCCCGAGAGGCACGUGAAGAAGAUCCCGAAGAGCGGCGACUCAAAGAAGAAAAUCAACAGAAACGCAAGGAACAUUAUGAACGUUUGGGCAAGGGUCUCAAACAAAUUGAAGACUUUAAGAACCGGCAAGCUGAAAUGGCCCACGAGGCAAGUAAACCUUUGGCACGUCAUGCAAACGAUGAAGAUUUGGAACGUUACCUCAAGGAACAAGAACGUGCUGAAGAUCCUAUGCUGGAGUAUAUGCGGCAGAAGCGCAAAGAAAAGGAGAAAACUUCCAAUGAACCCAAAAAACCGGUGUAUGAAGGCCCCUUCCCAGAAAAUCGUUUUGGUAUACGUCCCGGUUAUCGCUGGGAUGGUGUCGAUCGUUCCAAUGGUUAUGAAAAGAGAUGGUUUGACAAACAAAAUGAACGCAGAGCUCGGCAAGACGAAGCCUAUCAAUAUAGUGUGGAAGAUAUGUAGAUGCAAAUGGAUGGAUUUGUUGUUGGUGUUUGUAAAGUAGUUACUAUACAAAGUUGUAUUUGUAAAAUAAAAAAGAAAAUAUAUGUUUUUAUAUAUUU
Messenger RNA from Musca domestica (house fly), 2642 nucleotides. Its product is annotated as BUD13 homolog. The record is from RefSeq and is a predicted model, not a curated record. Gene Ontology annotation, cellular component: U2-type spliceosomal complex; RES complex. NCBI's taxonomy places the organism in Eukaryota, Metazoa, Arthropoda, Insecta, Diptera, Muscidae. Gene Ontology annotation, molecular function: RNA binding. Gene Ontology annotation, biological process: mRNA splicing, via spliceosome. Bases 448 to 2544 code for a protein of 698 amino acids. The transcript has 2 exons.